Spea bombifrons (plains spadefoot toad) is the source of this 1430-nucleotide messenger RNA. RefSeq names its product aspartate aminotransferase, cytoplasmic-like. The coding region runs from base 766 to 1374 and encodes 202 amino acids. Gene Ontology annotation, cellular component: cytosol. Gene Ontology annotation, biological process: L-aspartate biosynthetic process. The record is from RefSeq and is a predicted model, not a curated record. The transcript is spliced from 9 exons. NCBI's taxonomy places the organism in Eukaryota, Metazoa, Chordata, Amphibia, Anura, Pelobatidae. Gene Ontology annotation, molecular function: pyridoxal phosphate binding; L-aspartate:2-oxoglutarate transaminase activity.
ACCAGAUUGGCAGGUUGUCAAUGAUUCAGAGUGUAAAGAAAGCUUAAGUUAACCCUUUCAGAACAAAAUAAUUUAACGCUCCUCCUCAUGGCUCAUUAGAGGAGACAUGGUGCAAACACAAUGACCUCCCUGUCAGUGUUUCUUGAUGUCCCUCCUGCUGCUUGUGAAAAGGAAAGCCAGUUAGAAGAGACCUUUAAAAAAGAUAAAGAUGUCAAAAAAAUCUUUCUUGGGCAAAGAGUGUUUUUGUCAGAUGAUGGAAAACCAUGGGUUCCUGCACCGGUGCGAAAGGUUUGUCAACAGAUACUCCAUGACCCAACAUUAAAUUACGAACAUGUAUCUGGAGGAACAGCAUCAGCCCUGAUCAAAGGUGCCACAGAACUGGUUUUUGGAAAAAACAGCAGCAUUCUUACAGAAAACCGGGCAGGAGGUAUACAGACAUUGGGAAGUAGAGGAGCGUUAUGGAUUGGGGCACAAUUUCUCCAUCAGUGGCACCACAUCAGUGUCCCUCAUAAAACAGUCUGUUUGCCUUUAUCAACCAGCGGUAGAUACCAUCAAAUAUUUGAGGACUCUGGUUUCACAGAUAUCUGUCAUUAUCGAACCUGGAACACUAAAACUAAAGGUCUGGCAUUACAAGAUAUGCUUGAAGAUCUUUAGAAAUGCCAUGACUCUACAGUUGUUUUAUUACAAAUAGCCAGCAAUCCUAAUGGGAUCCAAAUAACGUGUAAGGAGUGGGUACAGAUUGCAGAUGUCAUAAAGAGAAAGAAAAUGUUUCCAUUUUUUCAUAUGCAAGCCCAAGGCUUGGCUUCUGGGGAUGUGGAGAAGGAUGCCUGGCCGCUUCGCUACUUCGUUGAUGAAGGUUUUGAGCUGUUCUGUGCCCAGUCCUUUUCUGUAAAUUUUGCAUUGUAUGGUGAAAGAGUUGGCAGUCUAUUAGUUGUCUUAAAGAGCAACGAGGUGCUGAUCCAUGUCCGUUCCCAGCUGGAGAGGCUUGUCCGUGCAAAAUCUUUAGAACCACCUGCUUUUGGCUCGAGAGUUGUAGCCACAGUGCUUAAUAAUGCAUCUCAUUUAACUGAAUGGAAGGAGAGCCUAAAACUUGCAGCUCAACGACUCAUAAUAACCAGGGAGAAAAUAAAAGACCAGCUCAGAAUUCUGGGUAGUUUGGAAUCCUGGGAGCACAUCACUCAACAGAAUGACUUUUUCCUUUACACUGGAUUAACAAAGGCGCAAGUAGAUUUCCUUGCUAUCGAGAAGCAUCUCCAUUUGCGUGCAGACGGAUAUAUGAAUAUAUCAUGUUUGAAUACUAAGAACCUUAACUAUGUCAUGCACUGCAUAUUUCAGACUACUAGCCUGAUUACUGAGGGUGCCAAUAGCAUUUGAACCAGUACUACCUGUUUAACAACCCUGGGCUAUUAAAAUAAAGACCUUAGAGUGUU